AUGUCCCUUACAUUGGGGGUCAGUGGGAAGAAUGUCCCUUACAUUGGAGGUCAGUGGGAAGAAUGUCCCUUACAUUGGGGGUCAGUGGGAAGAAUGUCCCUUACAUUGGGGGUCAGUGGGAAGAAUGUCCCUUACAUUGGGGGUCAGUGGGAAGAAUGUCCCUUACAUUGGGGGUCAGUGGGAAGAAUGACCCUUACAUUGGGGGGUCAGUGGGAAGAAUGACCCUUACAUUGGGGGUCAGUGGGAAGAAUGUCCCUUACAUUGGGGGUCAGUGGGAAGAAUGUCCCUUACAUUGGGGGAUCAGUGGGAAGAAUGUCCCUUACAUUGGGGGGUCAGUGGGAAGAAUGUCCCUUACAUUGGGGGUCAGUGGGAAGAAUGUCCCUUACAUUGGGGUCAGUGAGAAGAAUGUCCCUUACAUUGGGGGUCAGUGGGAAGAAUGUCCCUUACAUUGGGGGUCAGCGGGAAGAACGUCCCUUACAUUGGGGGUCAGUGGGAAGAAUGUCCCUUACAUUGGGGGUCAGUGGGAAGAAUACUCCUUAUAUUGGGGGUCAGUGGGAAGAAUGUCCCUUACAUUGGGGGUCAGUGAGAAGAAUGUCCCUUAC
Staurois parvus is the source of this 602-nucleotide messenger RNA. The record is from the annotation of a GenBank genome assembly. NCBI's taxonomy places the organism in Eukaryota, Metazoa, Chordata, Amphibia, Anura, Ranidae.